AUGGUCUUCUCUCCAGUUUCUGCUGAUCCAAUUCUAAAUGCCAUAAAUGCGUCUGGCGAUCGUUUUUUUAUUCGAAGUCAAAUAAUGCUAUGGAAAUUGGAACAACUUGCUUUUCAAGGGCUAACAAAUUGGAAUACAGAUUUUUGUCGUCCAGGUUUCCCUCAUGAAUUUGUUAAAAAUGCGGCUGAAUUGAAACAACAGCUAAAUGGUGUUUUGACUAGAGCAAUACAAGACAACAAGAGUACUUUUGACAUUUUUAGUAAAGAGGUUUUUUAA
This is a messenger RNA of Meloidogyne enterolobii, 276 nucleotides long. NCBI's taxonomy places the organism in Eukaryota, Metazoa, Nematoda, Chromadorea, Rhabditida, Meloidogynidae. The record is from the annotation of a GenBank genome assembly.